GUGUCUGAGGCGGACUUGACUCCAUUUGUAAUGAAAGAUCUGAUGAGUUGGGUUCAGAUCAGGGCUGCCGCUGAGUCCGCGAGGGCAAUGUAGAGAGGAGCGAUAUUAUGAAGAAGAGAUUACAUCCGUUUUGAACGGAUCUCAGCCUCUGCAGUUGGCGGUGACGGGGAGGCAGCGGAGCGGACAAGCCGCGGUCUGCGCGCAGGGAGGCGGACAGCGGAGCGAGAAACAACCCGAUGAUAUUUCGGAGCUGCACCGGGAAUAUGGUGGAUUUUUGAGAAUCGAAACCGCAACAUUUGGACAGUUGAUUUUUUUUUUUUAAUAAUCUGGUGGAAAUCCAAGCAAGCAAAAAAAAAAAAACACGAGCAGGCUGCAGAGCGCGCAGGAGCAGGAUGAGCGUGUUUUGUGCAUGGAGAGCAGAGCAGUGCAUUUGAGUGGGACAUGGCAAACGGAGGGGACCAGUUCGGCCUUGCAGAGCGUCCGGACUCUGACUGCAUGGAUUCCCCAAAAGAGACCAAACAGGAACAUCCCAGCUACACAUUAAACUCACCAGUUUCCCCGCAGACAGCGUCCAGCCAGCAGGUAUCAGCCUGUACUACGGAUCAGAAUGGGAUGGAGGGAAUCAAAGUUUUCCUCCACGACAGAGAACUUUGGACCAAGUUUGAUGAAGUGGGAACAGAAAUGAUCAUCACCAAGGCUGGGAGGAGGAUGUUCCCCAGUUACAAGGUGAAGGUUACAGGACUCAACCCAAAAACCAAGUACAUACUCCUGAUGGACAUUGUGCCCGGGGACGACCACCGCUACAAAUUUGCAGACAACAAAUGGUCGGUAACGGGGAAGGCAGAGCCCGCGAUGCCCGGGAGGCUCUACGUCCAUCCGGACUCUCCCGCCACCGGGGCUCACUGGAGCCGCCAGCUCAUCUCCUUUCAGAAGCUCAAACUCACCAACAACCACCUGGACCCCUUCGGACAUAUAAUACUCAACUCCAUGCACAAAUACCAGCCUCGCCUCCAUAUUGUCAAGGCGGACGAGAACAACGGCUUUGGCUCAAAAAACACCGCUUUCUGCACCCACGUCUUCCCUGAGACGGCCUUCAUUGCUGUGACGUCCUACCAGAACCACAAGAUUACACAGCUGAAGAUAGAGAAUAAUCCUUUUGCUAAGGGCUUCAGAGGCAGCGACGACAAUGAGCUGCACCGCAUGGCCAAGCUACAAGGUAAGGACUACCCUGUGGUCCCUCGCAGUACUGUCCGUCAGAGAGCCUGCUCCACCGGGAGUCCCUUCAGUGGGGGCGGUAACGCGGCGUCGAAGCCGCGAAGCCCCGCCGUCCCUCCACCGCAGAGCUGUGAGAACGGCUUGCCCACCGCAGCGCGCCCGCGGCGCGUUGAGACGGGCGGCCCCCCCAACUCACUCUUCCACCUGCAGCACGGCCAACAGCCACAAGUCUACCACUGCACCAAGAGGAAAGUGGAGGAGAACUGCUCUUCAGGAAACCACCAGCACCCGUACAAGAAACCCUUCACCAGUAGCUCUCCAAGUGAGGGCGAGUCUUACUAUCACCCCUCCUCCUAUCCUCCCCCUCCACCUGGUCUGUCCGACAUCCCACUCACUGACUCCCCCUACAGCUCAGACAUGGUGCAGCGUCAGGCGUGCAUGUUUGCCAGCUCUGAGCCCAGACUGGAUGAACUCAACUGUACAUCCUGGUCAUACACCUGCCCACUCCCCUCUGCCAUGACCCCCAUGAAACCCUAUCCACCUUACACCCCUCAUCCUCCCUACAGCUCCAGCCCUCAGGGCUCUCGACUCAGCGCUAUAGCCCACCAGAACUCUCCGCCGCUGGGAGAACACAUCGACUACGACCCCUAUCAGAGCCAGAGCUCUGGACCUCCAUCCCAAAGCUCCCAAAACAUUCAAAGCAGGCAGCUCAGCUCUCCGCUCAGAGAGUAUCCUCGCUACACGCGCAACUUGUCUCCUCCUCUCUACCACACCCUAGAGACGCACACACACAUCAGGUGUGGCGUCCCAGAAUGGAGUGCAGCCUCCUAACUGAACCAGAGGACAUACCCGAAAGAGAGAUUCCUCGUCUCAAAUUCAGUGACCCUUCUUUCUGCACUUCUGAAAGAUGCUGCGCCAUAUACGGACUAAAUAUGAUUUUAACUUUGUAAAAUAAUUGUUAAAAGUGUGAUUUUUAUGCUGUGUGAAGAGGUCUCAUUUGUUCCUCGUGUUGCUCCCCUGUGCUGGAUGGAGCAGUGGAUUGUUAAAAACUGUACUUGGACAUCCAUGAAGCGUCAGAAAAAAAGAGUCUGAGCAGCACAAUCAAAGUUGUACCUUAUCACCUUUCCAUAACCCAAAGACUGGUAUCAUCCAACUGUCUGCACUGUGAGCCCUGUUAAGGCCAGGCCGUGAACAGCACUAGGCUGUUUUCCUCUCAAUGAAUCCCACAUUCUUCAUUGUGAACAAUGUAAAUUGUGACACACUGUCAGACAGGCAGUAAUAUUUACUGACCAAAAUAAUCUCAGCUCUCACAGCAGCCUGAGGGAAACUUUUUUUUUCUAAAGUGGAGCAAAGCACAGCUCCAUGCUCAGUCUCAGUGAAGGAGAAAAGGCAUGAGUUUGUGUGUGUGUGUGUGUGUGUGUGUGUGUGUGUGUGUGUGUGUGUGUGUGUGUGUGUGUGUGUGUGUGUGUGUGUGUGUGUGUGUGUGUGUGUGUGUGUGUGUGUGUGUGUGUGUGUAUAAAGUCUAUGUCGGCUCAGCUCAAGGAUACUAUGAGUGCAUUUUCAAUGAGACAGCCAGUAGUAGCUGCAGGCACUGCACCAUAGAAAUAAACAGUUUGUUUAGACCAUGCUACAGGCUGAAGGACCUGUAAACACGGCUUCCACUGCAUUCUGGGUAAAUGCACAACUCAGCGUCACACAGCUGCCACCGCUGUCCUCUCAGUCACCCCCAGCUGACCAAUCAGCUUUCUCCUUGCACUGAGAGCCAGCCAAUGAACAUGCACCUCUCUUUUAUCCCCAGCUGACCAUUCAGAGCUGGAGCGCAGCAUGUGUCAUGUGUGCGUGUGUGUGUUGGCCCAUUUUUGUUUGUUUCAGAAUUAUUCAUGCAUCCAGUGGUGAUCCUUGACAUGCAAGGAUUGCUCAGCAAAUAUAAAGAAUCACAGUGCUGUAAACGUGAUAAUAUUGAUGCACCAACUCGUUAAAA
Molecule: messenger RNA, 3196 nt
Organism: Perca fluviatilis (European perch)
Lineage: Eukaryota; Metazoa; Chordata; Actinopteri; Perciformes; Percidae
Gene: tbx5b
Product: T-box transcription factor 5b
Biological process (GO): positive regulation of DNA-templated transcription; cardiac left ventricle formation; pattern specification process
Cellular component (GO): nucleus
Molecular function (GO): RNA polymerase II cis-regulatory region sequence-specific DNA binding; DNA-binding transcription factor activity, RNA polymerase II-specific
Source: RefSeq, a predicted model, not a curated record